Molecule: messenger RNA, 3122 nt
Organism: Oryzias melastigma (Indian medaka)
Lineage: Eukaryota; Metazoa; Chordata; Actinopteri; Beloniformes; Adrianichthyidae
Gene: atg5
Product: ATG5 autophagy related 5 homolog (S. cerevisiae)
Exons: 8
Coding region: 405-1232 (275 amino acids)
Biological process (GO): autophagosome assembly; C-terminal protein lipidation; nucleophagy
Cellular component (GO): cytoplasm; Atg12-Atg5-Atg16 complex; phagophore assembly site membrane
Source: RefSeq, a predicted model, not a curated record
UAUUAACCUUGUCGCCAGGGGUCGCUGUUUCUCCGGCAGGCUGUCGUUGUUUUCCGGUGACAGUCGAGAGAAAAUGACAACAUCUGAUAGGGCCCUUUCCUCAUUUAGACUGAGAACAAAAAACGACCAAAAGUAAGGAAUUUUGACUUAGCGCUGUCUCUUUUCGUGCUCAAGAUUUAUGCGGACGUUAUCGACAGUGAGAGUAGUAAUAAGGCAAGUCUGUUCGUUUACUUUAAAUGAUAUCAUAUCUAAUUUUCACUAGCUAAGCUAGCUUAGCUAGCUUUCAGGCUAACGUCACUUCUCGACUUUUCAGUCUCGUAGUUUGACAGAAGGAUCUUUUAGAUUUAGGAUCCUGUGUUUGGGGAGUUUUUUUUUCUUUAUGUACCACUGGGAGCUCCAGCAGCAUGGCAGAUGACAAAGACGUGCUGAGGGAUGUUUGGUUCGGCCGCAUACCUACCUGCUUCACCCUCAACCCGGAUGAAGUCACUGAGAGAGAGGCAGAACCAUACUAUCUGCUGUUGCCCAGGGUGAGCUACCUGCCUCUGGUUACAGACAAGGUGAAAAAACACUUCCUUAAAGUGAUGAGGACAGAGGAUGUGGAGGAGAUAUGGUUUGAGCACGAAGGAACACCUCUAAAAUGGCACUACCCAAUUGGAGUUCUGUUUGACUUCCAUGCUUCAAACACGGUCUUACCUUGGAGCAUCACUGUGCACUUUAAGAAUUUUCCAGAUGUAGACCUCCUUCACUGCCCGUCCAACUCGGUGGUGGAGGCACACUUCAUGUCCAGCAUCAAGGAGGCCGACGCCCUGAAGCACAAGAGUCAAGUGGUUAAUGACAUGCAGAAGAAAGACCACAAACAGCUGUGGAUGGGCUUGCAGAACGAUAAGUUUGACCAGUUCUGGGCCAUGAACAGGAAGCUGAUGGAGUAUCCUACAGAGGAGGGCGGCUUCAGAUACAUUCCCUUCAGGAUAUACCAGACAACAAGCGACAGACCGUUCAUCCAAAAACUGUUUCGGCCCGUUUCCACGGAAGGCAAUCCGCACACGCUCUUUGACCUGCUGAAGGAGAUGUGCCCAGACGCUCUCACAAAAGAUGGCGAGGAAAAGCGUUUCCAGGUGGUGAUCCACGGAAUCGAACCUCUGCUGGAGACUCCUUUGCAGUGGCUCAGCGAGCACCUCAGCCACCCCGACAACUUCCUCCACAUUUGCAUCAUCCCCACUCCCACAGACUGAGGCCUCACAGCUCAGUCAGACCAACACGGGGUUGCAGCCCCUGGUGGAGACAGUGAACUAAAAGUCUCCAACCUUGAAGGUUGGACGUGAGGUAUUUAAAAAACCUCUUUUUUUUCCCCCAACGCGGCUGCUUUUUGCUCUCUCCUGUCACCUCUACAUCUCUCUGCUUCUCAAAAACUUGUUAUAAGACAAAAUUAACUUCUUUGAGCAGAGAUGACAGAACGAGAGGACCACCUUUUUCCUCUUCAAGCGGCACAUCUUUUCUUUCUCUAAAUAAAGAAAUCAUCACAGGUUAAAGGAAAUGAAAGGUUUUCUCUUUCCUGCUGAGCAUCCUCCUCCUGACCUUAUCAAAGAAGACGAAGAAUACUGGUUGUGAUGCAUCAAGUCCUGCUGACGUUGCCUUAGUUACUGCACACUUGCAUUCCGAUUUACAAGAACCACUGAGUUUACACUGCAGCUCACAGAACUGUAAAUCCAUCAACUGUAGCAUUAAUGUUCAAAUGCUUUAUUUGUCUCAAAUCAGAUGAUAUUUUUCAGCAUACCCUGAAAAUGUUUUGGUUUUAUUCUAAAUAUUUUCUCUGCAAAAUCCUUCAUAAAUUCAGUUUCAAGUGUUAACCCUUUAACUCCUGUGGCGUAGCUGGUGAUGCUUAAACGCAAAAUCUUUAACAUACUGUAAUUUUUUAAUUGUCACCACCUUCAGAAUCUGCUGGAGUUACGUUGAUUGUGGUAACAAUUAAAAAAUUACAGUAAAUUGAAGAACAUAAACACUGGCGCUCCAGGGUUAAAGGGUUAAGCUGUGGUUUUUAGUCUUAAUAAGCAUCAGAAAACUGUUUGAUGUUGAACACAAUGUCCUUGAGUUCCAUUUUUUUCCAUUUGUUUUUGUUCUUAAAUUGCUCACAUGGCGCCCACUUGACAGUGUAAACCCAUGAGGAUUUAAAACGAAGCAAAAUAAAUAAGAAAUGUUUGGUUUAUGAGUUAAAAGAGGCCUGUAGUUUUCUGUUUUAGAAAACAAAUUAAGCAAAAAUGAUGAAGAUUUGAACAAACUUCAAGCUGUUCUUAAGCUUAAACAUUUUUAAUGUGGGGAUUAUGGGAAACAAAAACAUGUUCCCAAACAGGUGUUGAUUUCUCUCCAUCUCUACAACACCUCCAGCUGGUUUACUGUCUGCUUUUUGUGAGAUCUGGCUCAAGCUGCCAAAUUUAAAUGAGCAUCUGCUUUUGAUUUAUCAAAAAAAAAACCUCAGCUAAGAUGACGAGACUAUUAGCUUUAACGCGCUGCAGCCAAGCUCUGCUCUUGCUGUGUACGCCUUCAUUUAAAGACCCACUCCAACCAUCUAAAAUUCCCAGUGGUCUUUUAAUUAUGAUAAUGCAGUUUUUAAGCUAAAAUAGUUAAUUUAAAAAAGUGUCAUUUUAAGGACAUAGUUUCUGCAGAGUGGCAGUAUUUCAUUAGAAAUUCGCCCCUAAGUCGUGGGCGGGACCGUUGGCCCCUCUUCCUCUCCCCGUCGCUGAGAGCUUGAAUCAUUAGGCUUGAGGGUUGGUCCAGGACGUUUUCUACUUCACGAAAAAGCUAUUUCUCAAACAUUUGUUUCCCCUCUGUUCCUGUUUGACAAGAAUUUGAAUAAAGAAAUACUCAGAAAUACAAUUUUAAGCUUAAUUUUCUUUAUAUAUGUCCUCCAUCAUCAUCAGAAUAUUGCCACAAGAACAUGUUAAAAAUUUUCAUUGGAGUGGGUCUUAAAGUUUUUGUACACCAACAAAAGUGACACUUACAAAUAAAGCAUUAUUUAAAUGACGAUUUUAUACUGACACAGAUUACAGAGUGAUGGGUGUAAAAUAAGUUCAAGUUCUGACAUGAGAUAAGUUUGUUAGAUUAAAUAAAGUUUCUUUACACUUUCA